UACAAUUUGGAGUUCAAACAUUCAUUCCAGCUUGGUUGCAAUGGACGAUUCUGGGGUUGACGGACUUUCCAUGGCACUCGCAUGCGAAUCUGCCAUGGUGUCUCUGUUUGACGAGUCUGUCGCUGUCAAGAAGACGCUGCUCGCACAGCGACGGCGCCUCGACACUCUCGCAAGUAUCAACGCAAGGCAUCGAAACGCGCCUGGCUUGGUCGACGCAGAGACAGCAUCACGAGCCAUCCGCGGUGAGGCGAACGUCCGAGCGGGAGUGCUCGCGUUGCAGCAGCGAUUGGCGUUUGGCGUCUGUCUGUUGCUCCAAUUUCAAGACCGCGCUCGUAUCCUGCAAAAACUGGUUGCGGAUGAAAGCCAACAAGUUGGUACAAGUCCACUUGCCAAGCUGGCCCAAGCAUUCCGAAUGGCGGCGAGUGGCAGCACUCAUCAUCAGUCCGCUCCAGUUGCUGCUGGUGCUUUGGAGCCAAUCCCGACGCCGCAGCGAGGCAGCGCUUCUGAGACACUUGGCAUCCUGCCAUCGUCAAAUAGCCAAGUGUCAACUAUUUCAGCUUCAGCUUCAAUCUCUGCGACGCAAUUAAGUGGAGUUCCGCAGCAGCAACAGCUUGUCGAAGCAGUGCCGUUGAACGACUGGAAGCAGCGAACGCUUGCACUCUUGUCCGAAGCAAAAGUGCAGCAGCACGUCACUGCUGCACAGCAGGCGCGGGUUGUGAACGAGCUGGUGGACGAAGUCAAUCGUUUGGCGCUGCUGCAGCUUCAAUCCGGGCUGUCCGAGCUUCAACGAACAGACUCGACAUCGCUUGACGAUGACGAUGACAUAUAGUUGCUUUGUUCAUGUGGUGUACAACAGCUGCUCACUCUGUAGGUUACAUGAUAACUGCAGAGGUGCAAAUUCAAUUCAUUCAAAC
Molecule: messenger RNA, 914 nt
Organism: Capsaspora owczarzaki ATCC 30864
Lineage: Eukaryota; Filasterea; Ministeriida; Capsasporidae
Exons: 3
Coding region: 41-829 (262 amino acids)
Source: RefSeq, a predicted model, not a curated record